CGAGCCUACCGCCCGGCUACGUCAUGCUCGUAUUAUAAUAAUAAAUAAACAUAUAAUUUAACAAUGUCGAUUUUAAGAACGAUAGUGAGCAUUCGAAAUGUGAAUAAGUGUCGUAUGUCGUGUGUGUUGGUUCAAAACGAUAGAUUGGGGCCGAGAAACAAUGAAUCAAUCAGAUUGCAAGCAUCCCCGUUGGGAGGAGUGGGGAGACCGUUCCACACGACAAGUAUACUGGACAAGAUUGUAGCGUUCAAGCUCUCGGACAUCGGGGAGGGGAUACGAGAAGUUGUUAUUAAAGAAUGGUUCGUCAAAGUCGGCGACAAAGUACAGCAAUUCGACAAUAUCUGUGAAGUGCAGAGCGACAAGGCGGCGGUGACCAUCACAAGUCGGUACGAUGGCACCAUCACAAAGUUGUACGCUGAUGUUGAUCAGACGGCAUACGUGGGGCAGCCGCUUAUCGAUAUAGAAGUUGAAGAAGAUGGCGCCGAAGAUUCUACACCGAGUCCGCCUGAAGAAGUAAAGAAAGAUGCUGCCGCUCCAGUAACAAGUGACAGUCAAAGGAUUAGAGUUUUGACCACACCAGCUGUCAGAAGAAUAGCUGCGCAGUUCAAAGUAAACCUGAGCACCGUGAAAGCAACAGGCCGCAACGGCCGCGUCCUAAAAGAGGACGUACUCGCACACCUGGGUAUCAGCGCCGAAAAAUCAAACGAGGUGCCAGACGCCGUGCAAACUGUGCAAACACCGGCCAAGGCCGAGCCAGCUGACAGGACGGUGCCGAUUACCGGCUUCAUGAAGGCCAUGGUGAAGUCAAUGUCCGAAUCUAUGAAAAUUCCUCAUCUAGUUCUAAGCGACGAAUACGACGUUACAAAACUCUUCGAAGCCAGACAGAGCAUUAAAUCCCUAGCCGAGCGGCAAGGUGUAAAGCUCUCCUACAUGCCCAUCAUAGUGAAGGCAGCUUCGCUAAGCCUCACGGAGUACCCCGUAUUGAACAGCAGUCCCGACGCAGCCUGUGAGACACUCACGUAUAAAGCGAGCCACAAUAUUGGGCUGGGGAUGGAUACGCCAAAUGGUCUGGUUGUGCCUGUUAUUAAGAAUGUACAAAAUAAGAGUAUACUGGAAAUAGCGCGCGAGCUGAACGUUCUACAGGAGAAGGGGAUGAGAGGGCAACUCGGACUGAAUGAUCUCAGCGGAGGAACGUUCACAUUGUCAAACGUCGGGGUGGUUGGCGGAACCUAUGCUAGUCCUAUUAUAUUCUCACCGCAGGUGUCAAUAGGCGCACUAGGAAAAAUACAGGUCUUGCCGCGUUUCGACGCCGAAGGCAACGUAGUGAAGGCCCACAUCCUCACCGUGAGCUGGGCGGCCGAUCACCGCGUCGUAGAUGGCGCCACCGUCGCACGCUUCUCCAACCGAAUCAAGCAGUACCUAGAGAAUCCUUAUACGCUUCUAUUAGAUUUAUAACAACGGUUUUUAUUAUAUAAAAUAUAUUAUUAAUAAUAAAUGGA
Messenger RNA from Cydia splendana, 1499 nucleotides. RefSeq names its product lipoamide acyltransferase component of branched-chain alpha-keto acid dehydrogenase complex, mitochondrial (gene Dbct). The record is from RefSeq and is a predicted model, not a curated record. The coding region runs from base 64 to 1455 and encodes 463 amino acids. Gene Ontology annotation, cellular component: mitochondrion; cytoplasm. The transcript is spliced from 9 exons. Gene Ontology annotation, molecular function: acetyltransferase activity; lipoic acid binding. Lineage: Eukaryota; Metazoa; Arthropoda; Insecta; Lepidoptera; Tortricidae.